CUUUACUCACUGUGGGUGUCUACUGUGGUGCUGGCAAGUCUGAAGUAUGCACCUAAGCAAAGACGAGAGGCUGGAGCUGGGCUUGAAGACGGAGGGUGCAGACAAUCUGGCCUUUGGGGGCAAAGAUGGUGAUGAACAGCCAGACGUCCUCAUUGGGGAGUCUCACACGGAGGCCCGCCAGAAGACUGUGGACACAGGUGCGGACCUGGUUUACUCCCUCAAUGACCGCCCCCCAUGGUAUCUCUGCAUCCUGCUUGGAUUCCAGCAUUAUGUGCUGGCAUUUGGCGGCAUCAUUGCUAUCCCGCUCAUCCUGGCCGAGCCCCUGUGCAUCAGUGACAACAAUGUGGCUAAAAGCCAGCUCAUCUGCACCAUCUUCUUUGUGUCUGGCCUGAGUACGCUCCUGCAGACGGCUGUCGGCAUCAGGCUUCCAAUCCUCCAGGGUGGGACCUUCAGCUUCAUCACACCCACCAUUGCCAUUCUGUCUCUACCCAAGUGGCAGUGUCCGGUCCCUCAAGGGCCCGCCAUGUUGUCCAUGCACCUGCAGAAUGGCACCAGCCCACUGCAGAUGGAAAACAGUGACGAGGUGUGGAUGUCUCGAAUGCGUGAGAUCCAAGGAGCCAUUUUGGUGUCGUCGUUGGUUCAGAUCAUGCUGGGCUUGACUGGGCUGGUGGGCUUUGUGCUGAAAUACAUCGGACCCCUGGCCAUUGCCCCCACCAUCAGCCUCAUCGGCUUGUCCCUGUUCAUCGAGGCUGGCAAGAAGUCAGGCGGUCACUGGGGGAUUGCUGCUCUCACGGUGUGUCUCAUCCUGCUGUUCUCACAGUACCUCAGCAAGGUGGACGUCCCCCUCAUCGCCUACAAGGACAAGAAGUGGAAGGUGUUCCAUUAUCCUCUCUUCAAGCUGUUUUCGGCAUUGUUUGGGAUGUGUGGCGGCUGGCUGUUCUGCUACCUGCUGACCAUCUUUGAUGUGCUGCCAUCAAAGGCGGCUGAUUACGGCUUCUCUGCCAGGACUGACAUCAACACGGACGCCAUCACCACCUCGCCAUGGUUCCACAUCCCGUACCCAGGUCAAUGGGGUUUGCCCACCGUGAGCGUAUCAUCUGUGUUGGGCAUGAUGGCAGGCGUCCUGGCAUCAACCAUGGAGUCCAUUGGUGACUACUACGCCUGCGCUCGACUGUCGGGCGCUCCACCUCCGCCCACCCAUGCCCUCAACCGAGGCAUCGCUGUGGAGGGCAUUGGUUGCAUCCUUGCCGGCCUGUGGGGGACCGGGAAUGGAACCACCUCCUACAGCCAGAACAUCGCUGCACUUGGUAUCACCAAGGUUGGCAGCAGACUGGUACUCCAAACAACUGGAAUUCUUAUGAUUGUCCUGGGAAUCUUUGGGAAGUUUGGAGCCGUUUUUAUUACAAUCCCGGAUCCAGUUAUCGGAGGCAUGUUUCUUAUUAUGUUUGGAAUGAUUGCGGCAGUGGGAAUAUCCAACCUGCAGUAUGUGGACCUCAACUCGUCCCGUAACCUCCUCAUCCUCGGCUUCUCUACAUUCAGUGGCCUGGUGCUGCCCACCUGGUUCCACUCCAACCCCGACAUCAUUGACACAGGAAUCAAAGAGCUGGAUCAGGUGAUCGUGGUGCUCUUCACCACCCACAUGUUCAUCGGAGGCUUUUUCGGCUUCAUCCUCGACAACACUAUUCCAGGUACGGAAGAGGAGCGAGGUCUGAGGAAGUGGCAGCACACAGCACAAGAGGGCACACAGGUCACGUGUGACUUGUCAUGCUAUGACAUUCCUUACUGCAACUUCCUAUGGAAACAGUCCCGCUUCUUCCAGUACCUUCCCUUCCUUCCAUCCUACAAGACCCAUCAAUAGGGGUCGCUCACUCACUCACCACUUGAGCCUCUUGACUUGUUUACUGCGGGCACAUUUCAAUGUGCACAACAUGGACUCACAAUCAGGACACUUGUUUCCAGAGCCAAAAGAAGCAAACCAGUUUGUAGGGAUGAGCCGGAUACUCGUUUUAAAGGAGUAUCCGUUAAGGAUACUGAUACAAGUAUGAAACAAGUACAUUUUGUCCUUAUCUGUAUUUGUGUUGAAAGAAAAUGUUCAUUAUGUAUUCACUCUUCAUGCUCUGUGAUUGGCCAGUCACACACAGCAACCGCCUCCACUUAGACCACGGCAAGCGGCAGCCACAAGGGAUGCCUCAUUUACGUACGCAGUAAAAUUGUGUGGUUGAAAAGUUACUUGGGAGACUUGUUCCAUAGCAUGCGUGGUGCAUAGCGCUGUGCACUCAACAACUCAUUUUUUCCUUGAAAUGCGUUUUUGUCUUAUUUAAGUCAUCAUAAAACAGCCGUGCUACCUACUGUAUAAGAAUUUUGGUAAUUUUCAGUUAGUAGCUGGGAUAGGCUUCAGCAAUGCAAAUGAAUGAAUGAAUGACUGAGUACACAGACUGUGGUAACGGUAACCUGCAUUGACUGGCCACAACAUUAGGUACACCUGCACAGUAGCGCAAGAACGGCAUCAAGCAUCCUGUGUGGCUGACAUAAAUGUGCUAAAAUAUUAUACCCCUCUCAAUACCUUGCAGUAUGCACCUUGCCAUCUUAAAGGGGACCUAUUAUGCUAAUUUUUCGACCCUUUGUAUUGAGUUGUUGACCCCUAUAGAGCAGCUACACACAAUAGCCACACACACAAUUACCUUAAUACGUCCCUUUUAAACUUAUGAACAGAUACGGAUACAGAUAGUGGUGUACUCAUCCCUACCAGUUAUAAAAUAAUCACUUGUGAUUAAUAGACAAUGAUUUUAAUUAUCAAUGAUCCAGCACUUUGAUAUUAAAGUUUUGUUUUUUUUUUACACUUAAACCCGUUAUAAAAUAUAAGAACUUGAAAAUAUUCAAUGUAUUCCAAUGUUUUUUUUAAAUAAGUUUAUUCCAAGUAAGCACUGAUUAAAUGUUUGUAUUAUUAACUUAAUAUUUAAAUAACAUAGUAUUUAUGAUUUUGGCUAUAUCUCCGCUUGGGCAUCUCUGUGUGGAGUUUGCAUGUUCUCCCGUGCAUGCGUGGGAUUUCUUCGGGUACUUCGGUUUCCUCCCACAUUCCAAAAACAUGCUAGGUUAAUUGGUGACUCCAAAUUGUCCAUAGGUAUGAAUGUGAGUGUGAAUGGUUGUUUGUCUAUAUAUGUAUGUGCCCUGUGAUUGGCUCCAGCAUACCCGCGACCCUAGUGAGGAUAAGCGGCCUAGAAAAUGGAUGGAUGGACAUAUGAAUGUAAGUAUAGUGUCAGUGGAAGUAGAAGAAAAUAACAUUAGUGCCCCAAGGCACCAACUGGGGUGUUGCCCGAGUUCUAUCUCGACUUUCUGUUGCGUCACUUUUUUUUAUAUUCCUACCAGGCGUCGGUGAGCUGCCAUGUUCUUCCAAGGUAAACAUUUUACUACCUCGUCACUAACUGUAGCCUUCACGCAGAGAUCAACUGAAUAACCUUUUCGUUACUAUUGUUUUGAUUAAUAGCCUUAAUUUUUUCAUUGUAUAGAAGUACACUGAUUUAAGAAGUUAUACGUUCUUUUGCAUUUUUGUACUUUAAUAAUAAUA
Doryrhamphus excisus (bluestripe pipefish) is the source of this 3565-nucleotide messenger RNA. RefSeq names its product solute carrier family 23 member 1. Gene Ontology annotation, biological process: transmembrane transport. Gene Ontology annotation, cellular component: membrane. The record is from RefSeq and is a predicted model, not a curated record. Gene Ontology annotation, molecular function: transmembrane transporter activity. NCBI's taxonomy places the organism in Eukaryota, Metazoa, Chordata, Actinopteri, Syngnathiformes, Syngnathidae.